AUAUUUCUCAAAUAAACCCUAGCGCCCCUUUUAUUGUAUCGAACAAAAACGCUAGUUACUUGUCUUCCUCCUCUGUUUUCCCAUAGAGAAAAAAAAUGACCGGAGAAGCAGUGAACCCCAAAGCAUACCCGCUUGCGGAUGCUCAGUUGACAACAACGAUUUUAGAUCUCGUUCAACAAGCUGCCAACUACAAGCAGCUCAAAAAGGGAGCUAAUGAAGCUACCAAGACCCUGAACAGAGGUAUCUCCGAGUUCGUUGUGAUGGCUGCCGAUACCGAGCCCCUUGAGAUUCUGCUCCAUCUUCCUUUGCUUGCUGAAGAUAAGAAUGUGCCCUACGUUUUUGUUCCUUCAAAGCAAGCUCUUGGACGAGCAUGCGGGGUCACAAGACCUGUAAUCGCGUGUUCCGUCACAACGAACGAAGGAAGCCAAUUGAAAUCCCAAAUACAACAACUCAAGGAUGCAAUUGAGAAGCUCUUGAUCUAGAAUCUUAUCGAGUCUCGUUUUCGGCGUGAUGGGCCUCUGGGAUUGUGGUGGUCGCUCCUUUAGAGGCUUUGACUGAUGAGGUUGUGCCACGUUAAUCUGACCUUGAAAGUGAUUGUUGUGUCUUUUAUGUUUUGGUAUGAACUGAGAGAAAGGAUAAUCUUGAAUCUACACUUAUGGGGGCUUAGUAUGAAUGAUGCUAUUACUUAAUGUACAUGUUUUAAUAUGUUAUAGCUUUAA
Molecule: messenger RNA, 719 nt
Organism: Hibiscus syriacus
Lineage: Eukaryota; Viridiplantae; Streptophyta; Magnoliopsida; Malvales; Malvaceae
Product: NHP2-like protein 1
Exons: 5
Coding region: 96-482 (128 amino acids)
Biological process (GO): mRNA splicing, via spliceosome; ribosome biogenesis; maturation of SSU-rRNA
Cellular component (GO): precatalytic spliceosome; box C/D methylation guide snoRNP complex; U4/U6 x U5 tri-snRNP complex
Molecular function (GO): RNA binding
Source: RefSeq, a predicted model, not a curated record